Messenger RNA from Eupeodes corollae, 1833 nucleotides. RefSeq names its product protein Cep78 homolog. NCBI's taxonomy places the organism in Eukaryota, Metazoa, Arthropoda, Insecta, Diptera, Syrphidae. The record is from RefSeq and is a predicted model, not a curated record. Gene Ontology annotation, cellular component: centrosome. The coding region runs from base 139 to 1752 and encodes 537 amino acids. The transcript is spliced from 7 exons.
UUUCUUUUCUAUAAAAAAUUCUCUCUACUGUCAUAAAACUAACAUACACAUAAAUAGUAUAAUUUUGUUUUAGGUUAACUUUAUCUUUAUUUUUUAAAAUAAUUUUUUUUUGUUGGAUUAACAAAUCUUGAGCUUAUAAUGGUGAACGAGAAAAAACUUAAUCGGUGUGGAAGCUUCCAUAUUCGUUAUUUAGAAUUAUGUCGAGCGAAAAACUAUCCACCUAAUCCAGCAAUUAAAUCAAAAAACAAUGCAACAUCAAUUUUAGAUUUCUUCGGAGACAAACUUAAGGUUGAAGAUUGGCUAUUUGUAAUUGAGUCGUUGCGUUUUGAUAAAAUUGUACAACAUUUAGCAAUUCGUUUAAGAAAAAAUAUUGGAAAUGUUAUUGAACACAUUGAUAGUGAGAAAAAGGCAAAGGUUUUUAGACAAAAACCGGCGGUCUAUACGAAGUAUAUAUUUGGAGGAAUUAUUGAUGCGGUCACUUAUAGUAUUCAAUUCAAUAAGAACCUUACAAUUCUUUGUUUGGAGGCUCUUCCAAUGAAUGAAAAUUAUGCUGUCUCUAUAGCAAAGGCCCUUUCAAGCAACACGCAAUUGAAAAAAAUAAGUUUUCAAAGGUCACCCGUUGGUGAUAAGGGUUGCGAAGCUAUUUGUUCGUCCAUUAAAUGUCUCCCUUCAAUUGAGACCCUCGAUUUGUCUGAAUGUAAUUUGACAGUUCUAGCUGCUGGUCAUAUCGGAGAUAUGAUUAAGUUUCAAAAAAUCUGUAGAUACUCGGAAGGCUGGCAAAAAUCAUUGCGAUAUCAAGAUGUAGAUCCAAAUACGAUCUCAGGUCUUCGUGUCAUCUUAUUAGCUAGAAAUCCAAAUAUAACUGAUGAUGGAGUGAGAAUAAUUUCUGAAGUGCUCAAAGAAGAUGUUUGGAUUAAAAUUAUUGACAUGGAGAAUUGUGGAAUAACGGAUAUUGGAGCAAACCUUAUAUCAGACUGCCUUGCUAUAAAUGAAUCAAUUAUCGACUUCAAUAUCAAAAACAAUAUUGAGGUGAGUAAAUUUAUCCACAGAAAUAUUCGCCAACAACUCGGAAAGGAUGAUGAUAAUUCAGAAGAAAGUGAAGAAAAACUAUCAUCAACAAAAGUAUCGAUGUCAAAGCUUAAGGAACGUCUUAAGUUUAUGGAAGAACAAUUGGCAUCGGAAAAGGUCUUACGCAAGCAAGUUGAACAUUUGAAUGAAAAACUGCACAAUCAAAUUGUUGCCUAUGAAAAUCAACUAGCAGAAAGUAAGGAACUGGAGAUUCCAGAAGGUUAUGUCUUAGUAAAGAAUGAUUCCUUGGACUCAAUUAUCAAUGAAAAUGACCUGUAUAAUGAAGCAUCUCAUAUCAAAGAACAGUCCAAAGCAAAGAAUUAUUUGAGAAAAAUUAACAAAAUAAGAAAAGUUAAGAGUGAAAUGAAAUAUAAACAAGAAGGAACAUCUAAAAAAAUUUCAAAAUCCGACUACAAGUUUAAUAACAAUGAUCGCCAAAAAGCCGUUAUUUUCGAAAAGAAUAUUGGAGAUAACUUGAACACUAACUGUAUAGAAUUAAAUUUGACGGCAAGAGUUGAAAAAAGUAGCAAGGAUUUUGAAAAUAAUCAUACAGCGACAUCUUCUGAGAAUGAAGAAAUAAUCGGUGAAGCAGAACCCUUUAAAGUUUUUAUGCGCAAAAAGCAACCAAUAUUAGUUCAGAAUAAAUGUCCUUCCCCAAGGUCUCUAUUCUUAGGCCUCAGUUAAGAUUUUUGAACUGUGAUAUGAUCCAAAUUAUAAUUUUGUGUCUUAAUAAAAAUACAAAAAAAAUAAAUACAAACAAAAUAA